AAGGGUGACAUGGAGCCUCUCUGGCUGCUCAUCCUGCUCUUUGUCACAGAGCUGUCCAGAGGCCUCAACACCACAGUGUUCCAGGGCCUGGCAGGCCAGUCCCUGCGGGUCUCCUGCCCCUAUGACGCCUUCAAGCACUGGCGGAGGCGCAAAGCUUGGUGCCGCCAGCUGGGUGCAGAGGAGCCGUGCCAGCGGGUGGUCAGCACCCACAGUUCGUGGCUGCUGUCCUUCCUGAACAUGCGGAAUGGGAGCACGGUCAUCAAGGAUGAUGCGCUGGGCGGCACGCUCACCAUUACGCUGAAGAAUCUUCAAGCCCAGGACUCUGGCCUCUACCAGUGCCAGAGCCUCGAUGGUAGCGAGGCCGACACUCUCAGGAAAGUCCUGGUGGAGGUCCUGGCUGACCCUCUUGAUCGCCAGGACCCCGGUGAGGUCUGGAUCCCGGAGGAGUCCCCGAGCUUUGAGGACUCCCAGGUGGAGCAAAGCAUCUCCAGGAGCCUCUGGAGAAACGAGAUCCACUUUCCACCGACUUCCACCCUUUUCCUCCUGGCCUGCGUCUUUCUCAACAAGCUUCUAGCCGUCGGCGCCCUCUGGGCUGUGGUCUGGCAUAGGCAGAAACGGGGGACAGCCCCCGCCAGUGGGCCUGACUGUGGCCAGGACCCGGGUGACCAGCUCCAGACUCUGACAGGGCUGACAGGCACCUGAGAGGAGUGGACCUAGGACGACAGGCCCUGGAGAGAUCUGCAGGGACCACCCCGCCUGCGCACUCGCCCUCAGCCAUCAAGACUCCCGGUUCCCCUUUGGCAAAACGCCACUUUGCCUGUACUCUGCUUGCCCUGGCCCCAGAGAUGUGUGUGUGUGUGUGUGGGGGGGGCAUUGGACAU
This is a messenger RNA of Miniopterus natalensis, 881 nucleotides long. RefSeq names its product triggering receptor expressed on myeloid cells 2 (gene TREM2). Gene Ontology annotation, molecular function: signaling receptor activity. The record is from RefSeq and is a predicted model, not a curated record. Lineage: Eukaryota; Metazoa; Chordata; Mammalia; Chiroptera; Miniopteridae. Gene Ontology annotation, cellular component: cell surface.